AUGUUGGAGGUCCAAGAGGAGAGGCCAGCGGCGGCAGGAUCAGCAGCGACACAUUUCAACAAGAAGGAAAGAGGAAAGAAAGACCGGGAAGACGCCAAAGACCGAAACCUUUCAAAUCUUGGAAAUCCUGUUCAGGGCUCUAGAAACGCUCGGGCCAAAGGAACUCUGACAGCACACAGCGGCAGCCCUCACCAGCUCAUUACUUCGCCGUGUUCUGUUGUUCUGGGAGCUCCAUCAAUGCACUCCAAUCGGCUCAAAAACUCCCCGUCCACCAAUACACAAAGCCCUAAACCUAAGACAGAGGUCAUGGUGCGAUCCCCUUCUGUCAUGUCCCCUUCUACUGCCGUCCAAAUGGAUUCUAAAAUGCCCAAUCAGAGCAAGCCAGGAAAUGCCGGUAGCCAAUCACAGCCAUCACCUUGUGACCCAAAGACACUGGGUUCUAAAGGGGGUUCGGGUGUGGCAGGGAGCAUGGGUCUUAAAAACGGCCAGGGUUUGACAUCUGGCCCCAGCUCGAAGGUUAAAGUCAAAAGGGAGAGGAGUACCUCUGUGGAGUCUUUCGACCAGCCAGAGAGUGGCACGCCUACGAGUGAGGAGAAAGAGAGCAGCAGGGUAAAGCGCAUGUGCGUGGCAGAGAGGAGGCAGCCUUACAGUGGGGCUGACUGGUGCUCUGGGGGAGAGAGCGAAGAAGAUGACAAAGGAUUCUUCAACUGUAACAGUGAUGUAAAACCCCAAGACACCCAUUCUACCUCGAGUACGGGACUUAGUCGCUCCUCAACACCUUCCCAUAAUGCUCUGGGGCAAGGCUCAACAACAGAACCUACUAGCGGCCAGAAAACGGGCUCAAAGCUCGUCUAUGUCUUCACUACAGAGAUGGCUAACAAAGCGGCUGAUGCUGUUCUCACUGGUCAUACAGAAAACAUCAUUGCCUUCCAUAUGAAAAACAUCUCCAAUAGCAAGGACAAGGCUCACCUCCUUAUAAACAAUGCAGCAAGCAAUCUUCGGAACGAGUCCAAGCCUUCUCAGCAACCGUCUCAUGUCCAAGAACAAAGUCUCCAGGCUGGGUCUAAGCCAUCCUUGCCUGGCAUGGUAGAGGCAAGCGCAUCUCAAUCUUCAAACCAAGGAGUCCAAACGGGUGUUCUUCCACAAGAGGGGUUAUCUUCCGGCAUAGAAUCCAAAAAUCUUCCUGGCAGUAGUCCAAGUAACACUACAGCACCAGUGGACCAGGCUCCAGGCUCCCAAACUGAGGCUGGUCUCAACCCCUCAUCAGCAGAGGCUCCCGGUGGAGGUUCUGGAGGGACAGGCCUGACCCCGCAGCAGCAACAGCAGCAGCUUGCUCAGGAGCUUCUCAACAUGGAGGCCAACACAGAAGGGUUGUCCCAAGAGCAGCUUGAGCAUCGGCAACGCUCAUUACAAACUCUAAGAGACAUUCAGCGCAUGCUUUUCCCUGACGAUCGGGACGCUCCACCGCCUGGGCCCCCACAGGGCCAUGGUGGUCCUCAUGAUGGAGGUCCUGAUGGUGGCCCCCGCAGAUCUGAGCAGGGUCCUCUACAGGCCAUGAUGGCACAGUCACAGAGCUUGGGACCCCCUGGUCCUGGAGGACCACGUCCCCAAGGACCGCCCUUUGGUCCUCCUCAUGGUCCGAGUAUGCCACCGUUCCCACAGGAUGAAAUGGGUCCACACUUGGGUGGACCAGGAGGCUGUGGAGAUGGGGAGCAGAUGACACCGGAGCAAGUGGCUUGGUUGAAACUGCAACAAGAGUUUUAUGAAGAGAAAAGGAAAAAACAGGAGAUGCAACAUCGACCCAUGCCCGACAUGAUGAUGCACCCACAUGGUCCUCGGGGGAUGAUGCGAGGCCCUCCACCACCAUACCAAAUGGGUCCUGGAGAGAUGUGGGGAGGACCUGGAGGUCCUCCAGACCACUAUCAAGAGCGUAUGAGCAUGGGGCCUGGUCCAAGAGGCAUGGCUCCACAUAUGCAGAGAAUGCCUGGAUUCUCUGGGAUGAUAAAUCCUGAAAUGGAGGGUCCACCAAGACCUGGUAUGGGAUGGCCUGAUGAUAUGCCUUCACGGAUGGGAGAUGGUCGCGGGUUUCCAGGUGGACCAGGGGCUAUGUUUGCUGGUCCAGGUGGUCGUGGAGAACGUUUCCCAAAUCCUCAGUCUGUUCAAGAAGCAAUGUUCCACCAAGGUAUGGCAGGAGAAAAAGGACUUCCACCAGGCAUGAUGAUGGACAUGCAGAGAAUGAUGGGUCACCAAAGGGGAGGGAUGGAACCAGGAAAUGGGAUGGGUUUGUUUCCACGGAUACCUGUAGACGGCCCUAUGAGCCCCUCUUCAAGGCUUCAGGGAAUGGGAGGUAGAGACAUGGGUCCAGAGUUUGGCAUGGGCCCUGGUCCUGGGCCAGGGCCACACAUGCACCCUCCAAAGCUCAGAGAACCUCCAAUGAACAUGAGUCCAGAGGACAUAAUGAGGCUCAGAGCAGGAGGUGGGCCGCCCAUGGACAAUAUGGGUCCACAGGGGAGGCCUAUGCAGGGGCCGCCCUUCCCAGAGCAGGGGCAGCCAGGAGAUUUUCCUAUGGGACCUGGGCGGCCAUAUCCUGGUGGCCCUGGGGGAAUGAGGGGUCCGCAUGGAGAGCAGAACUUUGGUCCAGAGCAUAGAGCUCCACCCUUAGGGGGCAAUGGUCGAAUAAACCACCUCCCCUCUGGUCCUGGGCCCACACAAGGGCAAAGGGGCCGCAAACCAGCUGACCUCAACGUCCAGGCAGGUGGGGCCAACUCCCCUAGUGUCAAUCCUCUCAAGUCUCCUCCUUUGAGACAAGUCCAGUCACCCAUGAUGGGCUCCCCUUCUGGAAACAUGAAAUCCCCUCAGACACCGUCCCAACUGGCAGGUAUGUUGACUGGUCCGACAGGCCCCCCUGCCCCUCCAGCUCCACAAACUUCAGCACCCAUGAAGUCCCCUCACUCCAUGAUGGGCUCAGCCGGAGCCUCUCCAGUCCAUAUGAGGUCUCCUUCUCUUCCAAAUCCAUCUCCAGGAUGGGCUUCAUCACCAAAGCCGCCCAUGCAGAGUCCAGGAGUGCCACCUCAGGGUGGCAAGCCCCCUCUCAGUAUUACCUCGCCAAACAUGAUGGGCAACAUGGAGCAAGGUGGUAAUGGUCCUCCCUCAGCACCUCCUUCAUCAGGAGCGCCAUCUGGACCCAUGUCUCUACCUGGGAGUGUCCCGUCUGGCAGCCCGUACACAAUACCCCCAGAGCCCACGUUAUCUCAAAACCCCCUUUCAAUCAUGAUGUCGCGUAUGUCAAAAUUUGCCAUGCCCAGCUCCACUCCGCUCUACCAUGAUGCCAUAAAGACUGUGGCCAGUUCUGACGAUGACUCGCCACCGGCCCGAUCUCCCAACCUGCCUUCAGGGAACAACGGUAUGUCAAUCAAUCACCAAGGCAACCCACGAAUGAUGGGACCUGGUGGCUCGGGACCUAUGCCAGCUCUCAGUCCUCUUGGAAUGAACCCUAUGGGGUCCCAACCUCUGUCCCAUGGAAUCCCACCACAGAUGCCCUCUCCCAAUGCUCCUAACAUGGGACCGGGCAUGAUGCCCCAUGGCAUGAUGAUGUCACAAAAUCCCCAGGAUCCUGCCAUGGUAAAUCCUCAAAUGAUGCCACAAGGACGCAUGGGAUAUCCUCACCGAAACCAGGGAUAUCCUCUUACGCAGUCUCCUUCUCAGCAGGGACCUUUCUCCCCGCACAAUGGCCCUGGUCCACAAGGUUUCCCUGGACAUCCCAUGAGUUUUCAAGGUGAUGGAGGACCUAUGGGUGGACGGAUGGGGAACAUGCCCCAUGGGGGAGGGGGUGAUGGAGGUAUGUGCAAACCAAACACGCCUGGAGGACCUGAGUUUAGCAACAUGCCAGGUGGAUUUGGCGACGCAGACCUUCAUGAAGUAAUGCGUCCAGGAGCUUCUGGUAUUCCUGAAUUUGACCUGUCCAGGAUUAUCCCCUCUGAAAAGCCAAGCCAGACUUUGUCUUAUUUUCCAAGAGGAGGGGGAGACAAUCCAGGGGGCAAACCGCCGCACCCAUCAGGCUUCCCUAUGCAGGGCAUGAUGGGUGAUGGGCCCUUAAGGAUGGGCAUGUCCAUGCAGGGGAUGGGUGGUAUGCCUGGGGGGCCAGGUGGAGGAAUGGGGCCUCAAGACAUGCCUAUGGGAAACCCAGGACACAAUUCCAUGCGGCCACCAGGAUUCAUGGGCCAAGGAAUGAUGGGGCCUCAGCACCGAAUGAUGUCACCGGGGGGCCCAGGUGGAAUGAUGCAGGGUAGACAAAUGGCCCACCCUGGUCCUGGCGGCUCACCCAACAUGAUGAUGUCGCUGCAGGGCAUGGGCGGCCCCCCUCAGCAGACAAUGAUGAUGGGAGGUCAAAUGAGGCCUCGUGACAUGGACAUGGGCUUCAGUCCUGGCCCUGGAAUGUUCUAA
Molecule: messenger RNA, 4443 nt
Organism: Knipowitschia caucasica
Lineage: Eukaryota; Metazoa; Chordata; Actinopteri; Gobiiformes; Gobiidae
Source: the annotation of a GenBank genome assembly